This is a messenger RNA of Gastrolobium bilobum, 1008 nucleotides long. Its product is annotated as probable trehalose-phosphate phosphatase I. Gene Ontology annotation, molecular function: trehalose-phosphatase activity. The record is from RefSeq and is a predicted model, not a curated record. Bases 7 to 1008 code for a protein of 333 amino acids. The transcript has 11 exons. Gene Ontology annotation, biological process: trehalose biosynthetic process. NCBI's taxonomy places the organism in Eukaryota, Viridiplantae, Streptophyta, Magnoliopsida, Fabales, Fabaceae.
AAAAUCAUGAAAACGUUGGAGGAUGGAGGUGGAAAAGGAGGAGCUAAAGUUAACACAUGGGUUGAUUCAAUGAGAGCUUCAUCUCCCACUCGAGUCAAAUCUACCGUACCUAGUUCAGAAAAUCAAGAACAAAGCCCUUGGAUUCUUUACCAUCCUUCGGCGCUUAGCAUGUUUGAUCAGAUAAUAAAUUAUUCGAAAGGGAAACAGAUUGUGACCUUUCUUGACUAUGAUGGAACUCUCUCCCCAAUUGUCGCAGAUCCAGAUAAAGCAUUCAUGAGUAAAAAGAUGAGAGGGACAUUAAGGGACGUAGCCAGGCAUUUUCCCACAGCUAUCGUGAGUGGAAGGUGCAUAGACAAGGUAUACAACUUUGUAAAAUUGGAAGAACUGUACUAUGCUGGAAGCCAUGGCAUGGACAUCAAGGGACCAACAAAUAGCCGUGGUACUAAGAAAGGUAAUGAUCAAGCAGUACUCUUCCAGCCUGCGAGUCAAUUCCUGCCCAUGAUCAAUGAGGUGUACAAGAUCCUGGUGGAAAAAACAAAGUCUGUCCCUGGGGCUAAGGUAGAAAAUAACAAGUUUUGCUUGUCCGUGCACUUUCGUUGUGUGGACGAAAAGAGUUGGGCACCACUAGCGGAGAAAGUUCGAUUAGUACUUAAAGACUACCCAAAACUUAGGCUAACCCAAGGGAGAAAAGUGCUAGAGAUUCGACCAACCAUAAAAUGGGACAAGGGCAAGGCUCUUGAAUUCUUGUUAGAGUCACUUGGAUAUGCGAAUUCUGCUAACGUAUUUCCAAUCUAUAUUGGUGAUGAUCGAACUGACGAGGAUGCUUUUAAGGUUUUACGCAGUAGGGGCCAAGGGAUUGGGAUUCUUGUUUCUAAAAUUCCAAAAGAAACAGAUGCUUCAUACACUUUGCAAGAUCCAUCAGAGGUGGGGCAAUUUUUGCGGCGUUUGGUGGAGUGGAAAAGAACGACGCGCGGUAGGCCCAGCCAAAAUAAAAAACUAACCAGCUAA